AUGCCAUUUCAACAAAAAGUCGUGAUUGCGCGCCCGCUAGACGAUAUCGCUCGCGAAGUGCGCAUCAUUCGAGCACUGUACCCACAAGAAUGUCUAAGUCCAUCUUUGGAUCCUAUGGACCCAGAUCCAAUCGCUGCAUCAUUAGAAGCUCUGCCCACAUACCAUAACACAGGCGUUCAAACCCUCCCACCGGCGAAUGGCAACAUUUUCAGACUGAUCCACGGCUGCGAACCCUCACAGAGCGACUACGUGCAUAGCAUGGGCAGUGCUGGGAUUGGACGCCUCGCAGCCGAUCCUCGCUCGAACCUCUUUGAUUUGAUCUACGGUUCGACAUACCUCGCUCCUACGACAGCCACAAGAGGGACGUACACGGAGUCAGGCUUCCAAACAGCGAACCAUGAUACGAGAAGGAAAGCGUUGGCCCGCGCAAAGGUCAAAGCAUCAAUGACAGCCAACAAAUAUCGGAACGCUGCCUCUAAGGCGGGCUACGUCAUAUAUGCGGAGUCUCGAGAUGAGAUGGUUGUACAUUCCGAGCAGUUCCACAACGUUAUACAACUGGAUUCUGAAGGCAAUCUGCUUGAGGGCACUGUCAAAACUCGCAACCUUCCGAACAUAUACGGCGCAUUGAUAUACCCUGAACCAUCAGAAACACCGACCACUCGAGGAGCGUCUGAACAGGCUGCGGGGCGUCUUCCGAAGCAGUCGCGUGACAAAGAACGUUGCUCUCGGGCUCCACAAGCUCCGUAUCCGUCUCCAUCGCAAUCUCCUCUCAUACCUCCACUAGCAACCGCGGAAGAGCUGCAGAGUUCGGUGGCAAUCGUAUCUGCCCUUGCACCAGCGAUGAAGCAUAGCCCUGUAGAGCCAACCCUUGACAACGAGUACGGAAGUGGUGAGACCGGCACAACUGACUUCAUUGUCUACAAUGCUAGCGCUGAGCACAGCAGACCAGAACUCGCGCGCAGUGGUACAAAACAGUCUUCAGGAAAGCGCAAGUCAACCGAGCACAGCUUACCCGACUAUCCAUGUAAGAAGCACAAGAUUUUAGCGCAAGCUAGCCCACGACGCUCCUCUAUCUCUGUCGCACCUCUGGCAGUAGGCUACCCAAGUCAGCAAGAACAAGAUCGCAACAUUCGUCCCAUGACGUCAGAAUCAGCUUUCCGAGCUUCUCCAAGGUUUCAAAAGAUCUUUUGCACGCGCCCGGGCGAGUUUGGUCAAGAGCGCACAUUGAACGUUGUUCAGGCUAGCACCAAGUGGAAUAUCAGGUCCGAGAGCAUCACAUCAAGCUCGACAGAUACUUUCAGAGUACAAGAGCUAAAGCCGUGGCGCAUGGUAUCACAUGGCCGAGCUGUUGGUAACAUGGAUGUUGCCGCCGGAACGGAAACGGGCAUCCACUUGAGCUGA
This is a messenger RNA of Didymella exigua CBS 183.55, 1401 nucleotides long. RefSeq lists its product as uncharacterized. Bases 1 to 1401 code for a protein of 466 amino acids. The record is from RefSeq and is a predicted model, not a curated record. The transcript has 2 exons. Lineage: Eukaryota; Fungi; Ascomycota; Dothideomycetes; Pleosporales; Didymellaceae.